CCCUGUAAAAAGCAGCAUAGAGGAAGUGCAGUGGUAAACACGUUUGAACCAUAGACUUUAUUGAACUGUGGUUGUUUGUGUGGAGCUGAUUUACAGCUGCAGGUGUGAACGUGUCUUUCACAGACACAAUGGAGAGAAGCGGGGGGACCGCUUCCGCCAUUAAAGCUUUAGGGUACCCGGGCAGCUGCUGCCGGACUCGGUGUGAGUGCGACGAGCUCCCGUGCCCGCUGCUCAGCUGGUUGUCUGCGGAGCUGAGGAGGGUCUGUCCGGAGCUGAGGGACUCAGUUGGAACGGGCAAUGUGUUGCUGGUGGGCGAGCUGAGAACUUUACUAUCCGGCAUGUUCUCUCCUCUCACUGUGCUGAUGUCAGAGGUGCUGGAUCCAACUGUCCUCAACAAAGUCACUGAAUUCCUUGUAUCAGAACUGCAAGCAGCUCACAUGAUCAAGCAUCAGGAAUUACAUCAUGAGGAGAAGACAACAGGAGACGAGUCUGAAAAAGAGCAGCGAGUUGUAGAUCACAGCCAUGAAGACGAAGAUGAGGAAGAAGAAGAUUAUUCUGACAAAGAGAGGAGGAAGGCUGAGAUGCAGGCGGAGUGGAUAUUAGUGUUGCAUGCACUUAACAUGGACGCCUCUUCCCAAUUUGAGGAUGUGUUGAGUGAAGUGGAGUCCAGGCUCGCUCGUCUACCAGGUGGAGCCAUGAUGGACCCUCUGCUUAACACCAACCUCCGCUCAGAGCAGUGGAUUCAAGUUAAAAAGAUCAGUCAAGUCAUGUCAAAGGAUUAUCAACGUCGCUGGCAGAUGAUGACCAAACGCUUUCAGGUCACACUCGAGUCCUUUGGCUGGGGAGAAAAACAAAAGGAGCGCAGAGAAGCGCUUGCCUCGGUGCCUCCUCUUGAGUCCCUCACCCGCUCCUCCCGAGUGUCUCUGUCUCUUCUGCUUGCUGCCAGAGAGGAUCAGUCCUUCAUUGAGCCGAUCAAAGCUGGAAAAAGCACUGCCGUGUACAAGAUACGGAUGGGCAGUGUACCCGACAGAGGAGGACGACCGGGGGAAAUUGAGCCGCCUAUGCCAGUGUGGGGAGAGCGAAGCGCGAAAGGGAACCGAGGGGGUCGAGGAGGUGGACACCAUCAUCGGCGUAAAUUUCCAGAUAAGAAGAAAGGGAAAAACCUGUAACAUGUCUUUGUCUUUAGUUUUGCUGCUCAAAUGAAGGAAUAAGUGAUCAUUUUCCUUUAUUUAAAUACUUCAAAUAAAAUGUGGCCAUGGAUCGCCACAUGGGAUUUAAUUUUAUAGUUAUAAUUGUGUGUAUACUUUUUAGUUAUAACACAUAAACAUACCUGACAUGUACAUUUCUAAAAGAGCUUGUCAUUGCUGUAAUGUACUGGUAUGGAAAAAUAUAUUUUUGUUCUGUUUAUCAAAGAAUAAAAUAAAACUAACAUGUUCUUUUACAUGUUGGCUUUGCACAUUUA
Molecule: messenger RNA, 1462 nt
Organism: Hippoglossus stenolepis (Pacific halibut)
Lineage: Eukaryota; Metazoa; Chordata; Actinopteri; Pleuronectiformes; Pleuronectidae
Exons: 8
Coding region: 129-1169 (346 amino acids)
Cellular component (GO): tRNA-splicing ligase complex
Source: RefSeq, a predicted model, not a curated record